AUGCUGCCACUCAUUCUGUUGGGAGCCGGGCUCCUUGCCGUUUUCCUCUACAAUAGGUUGCGAUAUCAUCGCUUCCAGCAGUAUGCCUCUCUACCACAGAGACCACCGUCCCUCCUGUGGGGCAACAUGAAGGAGGUGCAGGAGUGGGCGACGAACGGAGAACCAGAUCGCCAUCCUGACUUGGGUUUCAAAUGGAUGGGUGAGCGUCUGGGCAGCCCACCAGUCUGGUUGCUUGAUAUUCGCCCUUUUGCGCCGUUUGCCACGGCUGUCAUCCAAAAUCACGAGGUGGCCGACCAGAUCGCCAAGGGAUCCAAGACCUUCCCUUACAGUACACCUAGGACGAGUAAUGAAGAGUGGAAGGCCUUGCGAAAGCGCUUCAAUCCAGGCUUCGCACCGCAGCACCUCUUAACGCUUCUCCCCACCAUCCUGGACAAGUCGUUUCGCUUCCUGGAAAACCUUGAUCAAUAUGCCCGAAGCGGCGAGAUUGUCCGCAUGGACAAAUUGACCACUGCCCUCACAUUCGACAUCAUCGGAGCCGUGACCAUGGAUAUCGACCUGGAUGCACAGCAGCUAGAUCAGUCCCGACGCAGCGAUUUCAUGAACCUGUACAGCGAGAUGCUCGCCAGCUUCACCAACGAUCCCGGCCGCCUGCCCUGGUGGAUGACCCCACGAAGGAACUUGCGUCGUCGUGCCAUCGGGAGGGCCAUCGACCGGCAACUAGAGGCCAUGAUCCGCUCCAAGUCGACCACGCUCCGCCACGCCGAGCAGGGAGAUCGCGUCCAGCGCAGUGUGUUUGACCUCUGUGUGCAGGGCACCGAGUCGAGCGACCUGCCAGCUGACGUUGUCACCUCGACGCGUGACAAUGUGAAGACUUUCCUCUUCGCCGGACACGACACGCUGAGCACGCUUCUCCUGUGGAUCUUCUACGAGCUCUCGCGGACACCUCGGGUGCUCAAGGCCGUGCGGGCGGAGCUAGACGACAUCUUUGGACCAGAUCCAGACCCAGAGGUCGUGAGGGCACAGCUGGCCGCCCCUAAAGGCGGAAAUCUCAUUCGGCGCAUGACGUACGCCUCUGCCGUGAUCAAGGAGUGUUUGCGUCUUUACCCGCCGGCAUCCGCCAUGCGAGGCGUGCCCAAGGGGUCAAAUUUCAGCGUUCGCACCCCGCAGGGUCAAGAGCUGUGCCUGGAUGGCUUGGCAGUUUACAUCAAUCACUAUGCCAUCCAGCGAGACCCAGGCGUGUAUGGGCCCACGGCCAAUGACUUUGUGCCUGAGCGUUGGCUGGGCGACACAGAAACAUCUAAUGCCAAAACUGAGGAUGGCGGAAUUGGCGAGUCUGAGAAAAAGACAACGGCAGCAGCAGCAGCGGUACCGAAUGGCAACGAGCAUCGCAAAUUCCCUGCAGCGGCAUGGCGGCCGUUUGAGCGUGGGCCGAGGGACUGCAUUGGCCAGGAACUUGCCAACGUUGAGGCACGUGUCAUUAUGGCCUUGGUGGCUAGACGUUAUGAUUUUGUCAAGACCGGGCUCGGCGAGCUUGAUCUCGAUGAGAAGGGUCUACCUGUACUCAACGACAAGAAUCAGUACAAGGUUAAGCAGGAUGUCUACUGUACUAUUCAGAUCACAUCGAGACCCAAAGAUAGUACGAUGAGAGUGAAGAUGGCUUCGACUGUUUGA
Messenger RNA from Cryphonectria parasitica EP155, 1671 nucleotides. Its product is annotated as cytochrome P450. The record is from RefSeq and is a predicted model, not a curated record. Gene Ontology annotation, molecular function: heme binding; oxidoreductase activity, acting on paired donors, with incorporation or reduction of molecular oxygen; monooxygenase activity. The transcript has 4 exons. Lineage: Eukaryota; Fungi; Ascomycota; Sordariomycetes; Diaporthales; Cryphonectriaceae. The coding region runs from base 1 to 1671 and encodes 556 amino acids.